AUGUCACCGACCGCCACCUAUACCCAAACCAAGCCCGCACCCGAGGUCAUCUCGAUCGCGCUCAAGGCCGUCGAGAGUAUCGAGUCCACCGGGGCGACCGAGGUCGUGAAGCAGGCGUUCGAGAGCCCCAAGGUCGCCAAGACCGUGGCCGACGAGAUCAAGUCCCUCGCGGCCACGGUGAACGACAUCCGGCGCCGGAACCGCCAGAUCCGCGCCGACGUCCUCGACUUUGACAACGCGCGGUUCACCCGGCGGAACGGCACGGUCAUCGCACUCAGCCCCGAGUGGGACAUGCUGUCCAACAGGUUCGACGAGCACCUGAACCUCAGCCACAGGAAUGCGGUUGAAGCGUCGGCUUUCAUGAAACAGUAUACCAGGGCGGUGCUGGAAGACUUCGACCUCGAGGAAAUUCAAGACAUCAAGAAGGAUCUAAAAUUCUUCGCGGAGAAACUGAACGAGAAAGUCGACGGAGCUCACAAGACUCAAGUGAAGUUCGAGUCGCUUGCCAAGGACGUCGCGCUCUUCAAGGAGAAAAUUGCGAUUGCGCUCGACGACGCGGAAAAGCCCAUUAACGACAUGUUGAAGCCGGCGGAAGAGAAGUUGAAAGGAAUCGAGGCGCAAGUUAAACACGUAUCAGACCAGCUCUCCGCCAUAGGCAAGGCGACAACAGAACUGCUUUCAAUAGGUGCCGGUGCCGUGACCCAAGUAAUCCAUACACUCGCACCCGGCGCUAUGAUACUUGUAAUCACUACCAUUUUCGAACUCGCGGAGAAUGGGGUGGAGUACUUGAAGCUACGCCGAGAGCUCUCCUCCUUGAAGCCAUCCCUGGAGAAGGCGCGCGAAGAGUUCCGACAGCGCGAGGAAGAGCACAAGAGGGAGCACCUGCGGUAUGAGAAAUACGAGAGGAGUCUCAGGGGGACCCAGCGCGAGAUCGACGGACUCGUCGAGAAGCUCGAGGUCCUCGCGCACAUCUGGCAGCACCUCCAGAUCGACAUGCUUGAACUCACGACGCAGCUUGAGCUCGUCGUCGGCUCGGACGAGUCUAAAGUCAAGCGCUUCGUUAGGAAGCUCAGCGGGACACGAGACCUGUACAGGAGUCUCACCGAGAUGCUCGACAACUACGCACGGGGCGUCCAGGACUCGAACAAAUGA
This is a messenger RNA of Epithele typhae, 1152 nucleotides long. RefSeq lists its product as uncharacterized. The record is from RefSeq and is a predicted model, not a curated record. Lineage: Eukaryota; Fungi; Basidiomycota; Agaricomycetes; Polyporales; Epitheliaceae. The transcript is spliced from 10 exons. Bases 1 to 1152 code for a protein of 383 amino acids.